AUGGCCCGCCGAGUCCCAAUCGCGCCGCAAGCAGUAGAUGCGCCUCUCACCUGCUCCGCAACCUUCAUCGUGGUCACCAUCUCCCGCACCGCCCCAGACGCCGUCAGCACAGUCCGCUCCGCCCUCGCCAGCGUGUCCGACCUGACCAAGAACGUCUCCAUCCGCGACCUGAACGCUUCGUUCGCAUGCACCGUCGGCAUCGGUGCCGAAGUGUGGGACGAACUCACCAACGGCCUUCCCCGUCCUGCUGAAUUGCAUGCGUUCAAGGAGGUCAAGGGUGGGAAGCACAUCGCGGUGUUAACACCUGGGGACGUGCUGUUUCAUAUUCGGGCGGAGCGGCGGGAUUUGUGCUUUGAGUUCGAGCGGCAGCUGAUGGAUUUGUUGGGAGAUGCUGUGGAGGUGGUUGAUCACACCGUUGGGUUUCGGUAUUUUGAUGUGAGAGACUUGUUGGGCUUCGUGGAUGGGACGGCAAAUCCGGUGGGACAGGCUGUGCCGCAAGCUACUUUGAUAGCUGCAGAGGAUGAUGGAAAUGCGGUGGGUGGGAGUUAUGUGGUUGUGCAAAAGUACUUGCAUGAUUUGAGGGGGUGGAAAGGACUAGGCGUGGAGAGGCAGGAAGCGAUCAUUGGGAGGACGAAGCUUGAGAAUAUCGAGCUUGAUGAUGCUGGGGAAGAGGAGCAGAAAGCACAUAAGACGCUGGCGACGAUAGAGGACGAGGAGGGGACUGAACAUGAUAUUUUGAGGGAUAAUAUGCCGUUCGGCAAUCCAGCAGCGAGCGAGUAUGGGACCUACUUUAUUGGGUAUAGCAAGAAGUUGUGGGUGACGGAGAAGAUGCUGGAGAGGAUGUUUGUGGGCGUGCCGGAAGGGAAACAUGAUCGGAUACUGGACUAUUCGAGGGCAGUCACAGGAAGUACUUUCUUCGCGCCGAGUGCGGAUGUGUUGGAUGGACUGGGCGAAUGA
Molecule: messenger RNA, 957 nt
Organism: Cyphellophora attinorum
Lineage: Eukaryota; Fungi; Ascomycota; Eurotiomycetes; Chaetothyriales; Cyphellophoraceae
Product: putative deferrochelatase/peroxidase YfeX
Exons: 1
Coding region: 1-957 (318 amino acids)
Cellular component (GO): cytosol
Molecular function (GO): heme binding; peroxidase activity
Source: RefSeq, a predicted model, not a curated record